Neurospora tetrasperma FGSC 2508 is the source of this 460-nucleotide messenger RNA. RefSeq lists its product as uncharacterized. The transcript is spliced from 2 exons. NCBI's taxonomy places the organism in Eukaryota, Fungi, Ascomycota, Sordariomycetes, Sordariales, Sordariaceae. The record is from RefSeq and is a predicted model, not a curated record. Bases 122 to 352 code for a protein of 76 amino acids.
GACAGGUAGUCCAACAGCUCGAGCACAAAUAUCAAUACAGAGACACUUGUAGAAAACCUCCUCAACCAAAUUCGCGACAUCGCCAUCGAUAGAAGAAAGUCCCGAACAAGAAGUCCUCAAAAUGCCAUCCAAGCCAACCGGAACACCCUCGUCCAAAAAGCCGAAACCCCUCUUCAUCCUCCCCAAAUCUCACUUCGACAAAGCCAAGUCCUCAGAAGACCCCUUCGCCAAGCGCCCGCCGACUCCGUAUUACCCUCCUGCCCGCCAGUCUGAAGGGGAGAGUUCUGGAGUCGGUGAUGAGAAGGAAAAAGACCAGAAGGAGGAUAUCAAGGAUGCCAAGAAGCAGAACUAGGCAGAAGCAGAGUAGGCUGCGCUACGUAUGUAAAAUCUAGCACCUGGAGGUUUCGUGUUUCUUUGCUUUCCUGCCAGUACCUUCAUCAAGACACACUUUACUUCUUCC